GACCUCCUCAUGAGCCGUGCAUGUGCAGUUUUCAGAUCUGAGCAGGGAGGACUAAACUGAACUACAACAUUGUUCUUGGCUCCAUUAAAACUAAGAAGAAAGAGGAUUGGUCAAAAUGAUCAGAAACUUGACUCCUCGACUGCACAAGCACUGUGAAAAGUGUUAUAACCGACACUGCAAAAAGUCCUUUGAACCUUAUGUAUCCUGUUUGGUUAUCAGUUGCCCUUCCAAGUGUGGUGCUGUUUUUCACCAGUGUAAGGAAGAUGAACAUACAUUACUGUGUCCACUGGAAAAUGUCCCUUGCCUAAAUUCAGCCUUUGGCUGCCCCUUCACCAUGGCACGCCACAAACUUUCCAAGCACCUUCGUGUCUGUCCUGCCAGCAUUGUGUGCUGUUCAAUGCAAUGGAACCGCUGGCCAGUGAAUGAAGAUGACAUAACAGUAAAGAAUAGUGCAUUCAAAGAAACUUUGAAUCCAGAGGAUUUGGACUUUGGCACUGCCAUGAGAGAUCAGGGUGUUCUUUUCAAUUCAGUGAAGAUGGCUGAACUUUUCCCAGAGAUGGCCGAGACAGUUGAUGAAAAUGAUCUGGCUUUGAAUGAAGAGGGGGCAGUAGGAGGAGCUUUUGCACCUUUGGAUAGGAGCUUUCUUGAAACAGGAACAAAAGUACAUCAAAAUGGAACUAAUGAGGUCAGUACAGAUGUGGCAGAGACAGAGGAACAAGAGGCUCUUGCUGAACUCACUGAGGAAGAAUAUUUAGCUAUGUAUUCUACUUGGGAACAUAUUUUCAGUAAGGAUAAAGGCAACCGUGCCAUUGAAGAGAAAACUACAAAAAUUAGAACCAAGCAGAAAAGUGAGGAUUCAUCAGCAUGCACUAAAAAUAAGGAAAGUGUACCUGAAAAUAAAACCUGUACGUCAGAUCCAGCUUUGUUAGCAGCAAUAGAAAAGACAGGUGAAGCUCCUUGGCAGGAAGGAGUUCUAGAAAGGCUAGAAACUCAGAUGGAUAGAAAACAUUUCAGUAUGUAUCUGGCACAUCAUGGCAGUAUGCUUAUUCGAUUUGGCCAGAUGAGUGCAUGUACACCGAAAGAAAGAGACUUUGUUUAUGGGAAACUGGAGGCCCAGCAUGUUAGAACUGUCAAUACAUUUAAAGUUCCUACCAGCUACUGUGCCAAGCGUGCACAUGUUGGAGAAUCAUUGUCAAGUAAGGUCAAAAAGGAGAACAAAGCUGUGGACACCUCUGACCUGGACACAGAGGACCAUAAAAAUGAUGAAGUUACUAUUUCAUUGCUUUGUUAUUUGGAAAAAGUGUUAAAAGGCCAUGUUAUAUCAGAAACAAAAGUCACUGAUGGAUUUACCGUUGAUUUUGCAACUCAGACAUAUUCUUUCCCCUCUGCUCCUUUUGGCCGUGAUAUAGCUUUGGCAGAUGUAGCAGCAGAGAAAGCCUCUAGUCUAUAUUUGCAACUCCAGACGGAGUGUAUCACAAAAAGAUACAACAAAUUGAAUUCUGCCUUUGCAUUUAUGUGCCACCAUUUCUUCAGGCGAGAUGAGUUUUCAUCACACUUCAGGAAUGUACAUGCCGAUAUUCAGUCUGGCCUGAAUGGAUGGAUGCUACAGAGAUGUCCUCUAGCUUAUCUUGGCUGUUCUUACUCACAACAAAGAAUCUGCCCCUCCAAGCUGAAGGCUAAGUUGAUUUACAAUCAACACCAAAAUGCAUUUGCAAUCAAACCAGAUGUUCCUGCAGUUCUGUGUCAGCACAGUCACAGGGAUCCAAAUGUAUGGAAAAAUGGGAAAAGUAUGUUUAGCUUGAUCAAUCUUCCAUCAGAGAUACUGAGGUACAUCGCAAGCUUCUUGGACAGCUACAGUCUAGCACAGCUGUCCCAAGUGUCUGUGUUGAUGAAUGUGAUCUCUUCCACUUUACUGCAAGAGUAUGGCAUGGUCUUUCUUGAGUGGGAAAAGAAAAUUUACUCACACGGAAGCUUUUCUUGGCGAGCUCGAAAACGGAAGUGGCAGUUCAGCUCUGUCUUCUCGACUGUCAACAACUGGAGCUUUAAUGACAGCCCCAGCAUGGCAGAGCAUCUGAAAACCUGUUCAUACUAUGUGACAGAGAAUAGGUCAAAGCCUGUCGCUCUCACCAAUAUGGGCAAGUCCCCAGAGUCAAAACAAGAGAAAAAGAGCCUUGUUAAUAUGUUUAGUAGGAAAAAAGCAGCAAAUAGAUUUUCCAGUCUGAUUGUAUGAAGUUUUAGUGUUUUGAUCAUGAUUUUGUUAUUGUUUCAUUCAACGUUCUUAAUAAGUAUGUAGCAUGUUGCUUACACUUAGGCCAGCUAGAAUCUUUGUAUUUUAACUGUAUUACUAUAACCUGACUUGAAAGUUGUGUUUUAUUUGCCACAUAAACUGAAGAGAGGAAUGACAAUGUUGUAGCAUGAUAUAUAUUUGACUCAAAGCUACAGCUUACACUUGUGUAAUAAGGCAGGAUGAAUAAAAAUAGUUUAAAACCAGAAUUGUAUAUGAGAGGCAUGUGAUUUGACUGUAGGAAUAAAUAGGAGCAAUGUAAUAAUCUACUUAUAUCAGGAAUUGGUUUUAAGGUCAGAAUCUGAUUAUGAUCAGAUAAUUUCAUGUUAGAAAUUUUGAAAAUAUAUUAUUUUUAGCACAAUACACGUAUCUGUCAACAGGCUUUACUUCAAUAAUUCAAGGUGAAUUAUUGAAGAUGCUGUUCUGGGAGGGGAGGUAACUCAGUCAGGUUUGGUUUUAUGCAAAUUCUAUUCGUUGGCUACAGAAUAUUGUUAAGAAAUUGUUAAGUGGUAGCAUUAUGAAGGGAUAAAACUCUUUUAAAUAAAGUUUCUGCUGUAGUAACAUGAAAAUAAAACAAUUCUGCUUUUUAAGAGAAAUUAAUUUGUCACAGCACUACUGAAAUAUUAUGAGGUAGCCUUCUAAGACAGGAAGUGCAGUAGGAGUGGUGGUGGGGGGACGGGAAAGGUGGGGGGGCUGGAUUAAGGUGUCCAAAUGGAAUCUUUCCUUGCCUGAAUUUAAUGCCACACUUAACCUCGGACUCCUUUUGACACUGGAAAAAGAACACCUAUUCAAAGAACAGAUAUCUCCCACCUUAAUUUCAGGAAAUUUAAAAAAUGGUGUUAAAUGAAAAUUAUGUGGCUGUGCAGAAGCUGUCCUUUUAUAUCCCUUAACAAUGGUAUAUCACUCAGACCCACCAUGCCUUUUCACACUAAUGGCAGAUUUUCAUAGCAAAAAAUUGAGGUCUAUGUUGCCGGUUAAGUCAAACACAACUAAGACUGCAAGAUCCUUCAUAAUGCAAAGUUACUUUGCAAGCUAUUUCAGUGUGUCAUCUAUAGCAUUCUUGCUUCAGAGUUAGAAUAUUAUGGGUUCAAGUCCCACUCCAGGGCUUGAGCAUAAAGAAUCAAGGUUGACGUUCCAGUAUAGUAUUAAAGGAAUGCUGCACUGUCAAAUGUUCCGUCUUUUGAAUGAGAUGCUUAACCACAGUCUCUUUCAGGCAAAUGUGAAAGAUCCUGUGGCGCUAUUGUGAAGAAGUGCAGAGAAAUAAUCCCUGGUGUCCUGGUCAAUAUUUAUCACUGAAUCAAAAUUGCAAAAACAGAUUAUCAUAUUGUUUGUGGGAGCUUGCUGUAUUUCCUACAUUAAAACAGUAACUACACUUCAAAAGUAUUUCAUUGGUUGUGAAGCGCUUUGAUAUAUCUGUUGGGCUUGGAAAGCACCAUAUAAAUGCACAUUUUUCUUUUACACUUGCAGGUCAGGUACAAUGUGGAUCAUAAUAAUAUGGAAGGCACUAUAAAUGAAAGUAUUGUUAAUAAAAACAUGAUUGCUAUCA
Carcharodon carcharias (great white shark) is the source of this 3830-nucleotide messenger RNA. Its product is annotated as F-box only protein 40. Gene Ontology annotation, molecular function: ubiquitin protein ligase activity; zinc ion binding; protein binding. Bases 116 to 2230 code for a protein of 704 amino acids. The record is from RefSeq and is a predicted model, not a curated record. Lineage: Eukaryota; Metazoa; Chordata; Chondrichthyes; Lamniformes; Lamnidae. Gene Ontology annotation, cellular component: cytoplasm. The transcript is spliced from 4 exons.